GCAAUGACGAGGAGGUCGCGCAGGUCGCGCAGGCCUUACAAAACGCGUCGCUCGAGAGCCCCUCCCAAGCUAGUGCUGCUGCUGACGCUGUCCCUAUGUCAACAAGCUCUCCCGAUCGUGCGAUGAGCAUCCCAUUCCGAAAGGAAGGAUGGCCCGAGGGCUGGUAUGCAAACGACUCACAUACAGAUGUCGAUGUCGCUCAAAAAGGUUCGUUAUCAUCUAUUGAGACGCGAUAAGGAUUUGAAAGAGAGAGGUGCCAAGUUCGCUUCCUUUGCUGCAGAGGGGGACAAUGGAGAAAUCCUGGUUCGUGCCCAGCAAUUUCCUGGAAUAGACAACCUCGAUGCCGACCGCCCAAGGGUCAGAAUUCUCGUGGAACGCCGAGUCGAAAAGGAAUGGCAGUUCAAGAAUAUUGACGUUGAAGACCUACCUGCCUAUGAAUCCGAUGGCUAGGUGCCAUGGUACCCGAGGCCAAGGCCCAGAGAUCCGCCAAUCGACAGGGACCCCCGGGUGGUCGAGGAGAUCAACGACGUCUUCACGGCCGAUGCACCCUACAAAGAUACUGCGAAUAUCCUUUC
Molecule: messenger RNA, 575 nt
Organism: Fusarium redolens
Lineage: Eukaryota; Fungi; Ascomycota; Sordariomycetes; Hypocreales; Nectriaceae
Exons: 2
Coding region: 166-450 (94 amino acids)
Source: RefSeq, a predicted model, not a curated record